Auanema sp. JU1783 is the source of this 246-nucleotide messenger RNA. The record is from the annotation of a GenBank genome assembly. NCBI's taxonomy places the organism in Eukaryota, Metazoa, Nematoda, Chromadorea, Rhabditida, Rhabditidae.
AUGAGAUCUACGGUUUGCUUUGUUCUUGUAUGGCUUUGCCUGUUUUCAGCUGCUGUUGACGCUCAAGGAUUGUUUGGGUCAUUUUUGGGAGCCCCAGGAAUGGGAGGACCAGGAAUGGGUGCACGCCGCUUUGGCCCAGGUAUGGGAGGUAGCACCUCACAAAGUAUUCAGUAUAGAGGAGGUUAUGGACCAUAUGGCAGUUCUAAUGGUUUUGGACAAGGAUACAGCCGAGGAUUUGGUAAAUAA